AAGCUAUGCCCCAGACGUUUGUCUUCUCCAGCAUACUUACACCCAGCUGUAGUGGACAGGGGCAGCCCAGCAUGGGGGAGUGCAGCAGCAAGGGUGGCAGCAUUGGCUCCAGAGACCUCAUCUUCCAAGAUGGACACCUCAUCUCUGGGUCCCUCGAGGCCUUGAUGGAGCACCUGGUCCCCACGGUGGACUAUUACCCCGAUAGGACGUACAUCUUCACGUUUCUGCUGAGCUCCCGCAUCUUCAUCCCUCCUCAUGAUCUGCUGGUCCGGGUGGAGCAGAUCUGCCUUGAGCAGAGGCAGCAGCUGGAAGCAGGCCCUGACCAGGCCACGCUGAAGUCUUUCUCAGCCAAGAUUGUGCAGUUCCUGAAGGAGUGGACUGAGACCUUCCCUUAUGACUUCCAGGAAGAGAAGGCCAUGGCCAAGCUGAAGGCCAUCACUCACUGUGCCACUCAUUGUGAUGAGGAGAAUGGCACUGUGAAGAAAGCCAUCACCCAAAUGAUGCAGAAUCUGCUGUUGUCCCUGGCCACCCAGAGCCAGUUGCAGGAGUUCUGGGAGAAGUUCCACUCACUAGCCAUGGACAGAGGGCCUGUCCUCAAGGCCAAGCCACCAGCUACCCAGAAGGACAUCCUGAGCGUGUGUUGUGACCCCCUGGUGCUGGCCCAGCAGCUGACCCACAUUGAGCUGGAGCGGGUCCACAAUAUCCACCCGGAGGACCUGAUGCAGAUCCUCAGCCACAGGGAAUUCCUGGACAACCAAAGGUGCCAAGGGGACCAGACAAAGACCUACAGCCUGGAAGCCUAUGACAAGUGGUUCAACUGCCUCAGCAUGUUGGUAGCCACUGAGGUGUGCCGGGUGGUGAAAAAGAAGCAAAGGACCCGCACGGUGGAGUUCUUCAUUGAUGUGGCCAGAGAGUGCUUCAACAUUGGGAACUUCAACUCUAUGAUGGCCAUCAUCUCUGGAAUGAACCUCAGUCCUGUGGCACGGUUGAAGAAAACUUGGUCCAAAGUGAAGACAGCCAAGUUUGAUAUCCUGGAGCACUACAUGGACCCAUCCAGCAACUUCUGCAACUACCGCACAGCCCUGCAGGGGGCCACACAGAGGUGCCAAAUGGCCCACAGCAGUCGCGAAAAGAUUGUUAUCCCUGUAUUCAACCUCUUCUUGAAGGACAUUUACUUCCUGCAUAAAAUCCACACUAAUUGCCUGCCCAAUGGGCAGGUGAACUUCAAGAAAUUUUGGGAGAUCUCCAGACAAAUCCAUGACUUCAUGACAUGGACACAGGUUGAAUGUCCCUUUGAGAAAGACAAGAAGAUUCAGAACUACCUGCUCACAGCACCCAUCUACAAUGAAGAAGCUCUUUUCAUCGCCUCCUUUGAGAGUGAAGGUCCUGAAAACCACAUGGAAAAGGACAGCUGGAAGACCCUCAGGUAG
Messenger RNA from Orycteropus afer afer, 1430 nucleotides. RefSeq names its product RasGEF domain family member 1A (gene RASGEF1A). Gene Ontology annotation, cellular component: plasma membrane. Gene Ontology annotation, molecular function: guanyl-nucleotide exchange factor activity. The record is from RefSeq and is a predicted model, not a curated record. Gene Ontology annotation, biological process: Ras protein signal transduction; positive regulation of GTPase activity. NCBI's taxonomy places the organism in Eukaryota, Metazoa, Chordata, Mammalia, Tubulidentata, Orycteropodidae.